Molecule: messenger RNA, 2323 nt
Organism: Coregonus clupeaformis (lake whitefish)
Lineage: Eukaryota; Metazoa; Chordata; Actinopteri; Salmoniformes; Salmonidae
Product: von Willebrand factor A domain-containing protein 1
Exons: 6
Coding region: 422-2044 (540 amino acids)
Molecular function (GO): protein binding
Source: RefSeq, a predicted model, not a curated record
ACCAAAAUAUAUUGGAGGGUGAAACCAUAGCAGAGCCGAGGAGGAAAUGAAAUCAAAGAAGCACUUACUUAUCAGUUGAUCUUGUUGAGAGAGGGAUAAAUGCGUGCUGUGGGAGUGGGAGAGUCGCGCCUUCUAAUACGUUUUAAAUGAGGUAGUGCGGAUAACGGGGUCUCCGCUGUUUGUGUGUGCGCACGCGAGUGCCCUUGUGGGAGGGCCGGUUGUAAUGACUUUUCAGCCUUUCUAUAAAAUUAGUCUGUACAACUAACAACGGAGUGAUCCCUUGGCGCAUGAGAAUCUCGAGGGAUUGAAAGAGGGAAUGAACCGUAAUACAGUACAGCAAUGCCAUGGACAGUGACUUGGGAAGAUCCCGUUCAGGGUGCACUUGUUUGCUUUAUUUCAUCAUAAGGUAUUGAUCCAAUUUAUGAUGGAGUGGCUUGGAUUUUCCUGUUUGCUGCUCGGUCUGUUACUCCGGCGAAGUAACACACAAAACGUUGUGCCUGACGCAGCUCUGAACUGUUGUGAGGGGGACAUCCUGCUCCUGUUGGAUUCUUCAGGAAGUGUGUCAUCCUAUGAGUUCUCUCGCCUGCUGCUCUUCCUGUCUGAGCUGCUCCUCCCCUUCUCACUGGGGCAGGGCCAGGUGAGGGUGGGGCUGCUGCAGGUGGGCACUGAGCCACACCUGGAGUUUGGUCUGGACGCCCACAGCACCCAGCCUGGCCUUCAGGGGGCACUGCAGAGGACCAGGCAGCUCCAAGGGGACACCAACACUGAGGCUGCCCUCAUACUGGCACAGGGGCUGCUAGCCAGGGCUGGAGCUGGGGGUGAAACAAAGCUCCCUAAGGUGCUGGUGUGGCUAACGGACGGGGUAGAGCCGGGCACGGUGGAUGGACCAAUGGCAGAGCUGAGAACGGCGGGCGUGUCCGUGCUGGCAGUCUCUACAGGACACGGGAACUACCAGGUGCUGCGGAGGGUGGUGACUCCGCCCAUCGAGUCCCACCUGUACUUUGUGGACAUCGAUGACAUCAGCAUCAUCACAGAGGACCUGAGGGAGGCCAUCAUUGAGCUGAUCCGUGCUGAGUGCCUGCGGGUGGUACAGGUGUCCUCGCACAGUGCCGUGCUGCAGUGGCGUCCUGUCCUCAGCGCCAACACAGGCUUCUACGAGGUCCGCUACAAUUCUGUGCUGCCAGGUGGCGGGAAGGGUCAGCCUGGUGGCGUGUCCAGCAGUGAGGGGCAGUACCACAGACGGACCCUCCCUGGGGAUGCCAGCUGGAUGGAGCUGAGCGGUCUGCAACCAGACACCAACUACACCGCCUCCCUCACCCCAAAGUCCAACCAGGACUACCUCAACACCCUCAGUGCCAACUUCACCACACUGCCCGAGGUGUUGAGCCCAGCGGUGGUCACAGUGUCAGACUCAGGUCCUGACAGGGUGCGAGUGAGCUGGGGUCCUCUGCAGCCUGAGCAGGUCCAGAGGUACCAGAUAGAGUAUGGAGCUCUACCCAGUGGACAGGUCCACAUGGUUAUGCUACACGGACAUCAGAAUACCACUCUGCUCACUGGUCUAGAGCAAGACACACAGUACCUGGUCACUAUCAGCGCCCUGUACUCCACUGGCAAAGAGAAGGCAGUGUCUGUCAAGGCCUGCACUCAGGAGGUGCUGCCUGCCCUGGCUGACCUCCAGCUGACCCCAGUGGGGCGUGAUGCGGUGCAGGUCCGGUGGCGAGGCCACGAGGAGGGUCUGAGGGGGUAUUGGCUCAGCUGGGAGAGGGGUGAGACCAAGAUCCCAUCCCGCCCUGCGUCCUCCUCCCUAUACCUGCCCCCUGGAUCCUUGUCCACGCUGCUCACACACCUGGCCCCCAGCACCCGAGUGUGUGUGUCCCCUGUCUACCGCACGGCCCGGGGAGAGGGGCUCUGCUGCACCACGCACACACAAACUGGUCUGAAACCGCGCGCACAGACACACACACACAGAUGCAGUAUUCUGGGGCUAUCAAUGAGACUUGCCUGCAGUCAGAGAGCUGAAGUGGAGGACAUUUUUGAAAUUUGAAGUGCUUUAUUGCCACGUCAAUGCUGUGGUACAAUGGAGUCACAGCUCUGUGUCGCUUCAAACCACUUGAUUAUCCAGUAUUCACACCCCUUUACUUUUUCCACAUUUUGUUGUGUUACAGCCCAAAUCUAAAAUGGAUUAAAUUGAGUUUUUUUGUCACUGGCCUACACACAAUACCACAUAAUACCACAUAAUGUUUUUCCAAAUUUGUACAAAUUAAUUACAAAUGAAAAGCUGAUAUGUCUUGAGUCAAUAAGUAUUCAACCCCUUUGUUAUGGC